This is a messenger RNA of Microsporum canis CBS 113480, 1443 nucleotides long. RefSeq lists its product as hypothetical. The transcript is spliced from 3 exons. Gene Ontology annotation, molecular function: fatty acid elongase activity. NCBI's taxonomy places the organism in Eukaryota, Fungi, Ascomycota, Eurotiomycetes, Onygenales, Arthrodermataceae. Gene Ontology annotation, cellular component: endoplasmic reticulum membrane. Gene Ontology annotation, biological process: sphingolipid biosynthetic process; very long-chain fatty acid biosynthetic process; fatty acid elongation, polyunsaturated fatty acid. The coding region runs from base 1 to 1443 and encodes 480 amino acids. The record is from RefSeq and is a predicted model, not a curated record.
AUGGCCCUCCACCUUGGCCUCCCGCCCUCCGCCCUCUUCAGCUUUCCGCCUGACCCCCGCCCCGCCGUCCUCCCGCCCGCCGCCGAGCCUCUCUCAUGGCACCGCCCCUUCAACGUUCCGCCGGCACUCUACUCCCGCCUGCUGGAUGCUCGCGUCCCCCUCGCCAUCGCGGGCUCCUAUGCACUCGUCGUCUGUCUGUUGAACCGCCUCAACCGCAACAGCGGGUACCGGCCAUGGAGCAUCAGCAAGACACGUCCCUUUAAGGCGUUUGUCGUCCUGCACAACGUCUUUCUCGCCCUCUACUCUCUCUGGACCUUUCUGGGCAUGGUCCGCGCCUUUCGUCUCUCGUGGCCGGACCCGUCUGUUGCUUCUGCUUCUGCUUCUGCUGCCGGCAGCGUUGGUGGCAGUCAGCUGGCCGCGGUGACUUACCACCACGCCGGGGCCAUGAUGUGCAUGUGGGCUGGCAUCAGGUACAUGGCGUCGCCCAUCUGGAUCUUUGCCUUGUUCAACUCCUUGAUCCAUGCCAUGAUGUAUACAUACUACACGUUAACAGCGUUGAGAGUGCGCGUGCCGGUGAGGAUCAAGCGCUCCCUCACGACAAUGCAGAUCGUCCAGUUCGUGGUUGGCACCCUCCUCGCUGCUGCUCAUCUCUUCGUCUCCUACUCUGUCCCCGUCCCCGUGGCCCGCCCACUGGCCCUUCGCCCGCUCACCCAGUCCAUCCCCUCAGGCUCGGAGUCCGGAACAGGUAUUGGGCCCUGGUUGAAGAAGCUUGCCUUUAGGGCUGCCGGUGCGGACGGAGUGGCCUCCAACGUCCUCUCUGCCAACGGGACUCUCUUCGGCCGCGACGGUGCUGACGCUGCCCACGCUGUCGUCAACCACCGGGAGCUCAGGUACUCCCUCGAAUCCGCCACCGUCCCCUGCAUCAACACUUCCGGUCAGGCCUUUGCCAUCUGGCUCAACCUCGUCUACCUCCUCCCGCUCACCUUCCUCUUUGUCCGCUUCUUCGUGCGCUCCUAUCUCCGUCGCACCACCGACCAGCGUGGACACCACCACGUCUCGGAAAAAGCCGGCCUGGCCAUCAAGGACGUCACGCGCGAGAUCACCAACGCCGUCAUCGAGAUGCACGGAGAUGUCGUCUCCGAUCUCUCCUCGGGGACAUCCACCCCCCGUCCGGAAGCCGCGUACGAGGCUAACGUCCUUGACCUGCUCAACCGCAAGCAGCGUCAUGCCGAACAAUCCAUCUCAUCCAGCCGGCCACUUAAUACUUCUGCUGCUGCUCCUACCUCUACUACUGACGAGCAAAAGUACGAAGCUAGCGUGAAGGACGUCAUGUCUGCCAGGGAGAAGGAAAUCGACAGACACCCAGAACAGUCCACCGCUAUACACGUCGAGAACUCACCUACUCCCGUCCAUCGCAGGAAGAAAGCUCAUAGACGUCAUUAG